Messenger RNA from Monoraphidium neglectum, 777 nucleotides. Its product is annotated as coenzyme F420 hydrogenase beta subunit. The coding region runs from base 1 to 777 and encodes 258 amino acids. The transcript has 10 exons. Gene Ontology annotation, cellular component: chloroplast. Gene Ontology annotation, molecular function: 7-hydroxymethyl chlorophyll a reductase activity. NCBI's taxonomy places the organism in Eukaryota, Viridiplantae, Chlorophyta, Chlorophyceae, Sphaeropleales, Selenastraceae. The record is from RefSeq and is a predicted model, not a curated record. Gene Ontology annotation, biological process: chlorophyll cycle.
AUGGCAGGGUCGAACAUGGCAUCGCCGGCUUUCCUCACGGCGCCGCAGCUCCCAGAUGACUGGCGCUCCAAGGCGCGCCCCAUCCAGCCUGGCAGCAGCUAUCCCGCCAAGGAGUUCUGCAGCCACUGCGGGCUGUGCGACACAUACUAUGUGGCUCACGUCAAGAGCGCCUGUGCCUUCCUGGGGGACGGCAUGAGCAAGGUGGAGCGGCUGGAGGAGCAGGUCCACGGCAGGCGCAGGGACCCGGACGAUGAUGACGAGCUGCACUUUGGCGUGGCGCAGGAGGUGCUCUAUGCCAGGCGGGACCCUGGGCUGGAGGGCGCACAAUGGACGGGCGUUGUCACAGGCAUUGCGAUUGAGAUGCUCAACAGCGGCAAGGUGGAUGCUGUGGUUUGUGUCCAGUCGGACCCCGAUGACAGGCUCAAGCCUCGUCCCGUGGUGGCGCGCACGGCCGAGGACAUUCUGGCGUCGCGCGGCGUGAAGCCCUCCUUGUCACCCAACCUGGAGGUGCUGGCUACAGUGGAGGCCCUCGCGCCCGACGUCAAGCGGCUGCUAUUCAUCGGGGUCGGCUGCCAGGUCCAGGCGCUGCGGUCCAUCGAGCCCUACCUGUCCCUGGAGAAGCUGUACGUGAUGGGCACCAACUGCGUGGACAACGGCCCCAGGGAGGGCCUGGACAAGUUCCUCAAGGCAGCCAGCAAGGACCCAGGCAGGCGGGCGGGGCAGGCCUUUGCGAGGGGGAAGCGCGUGGUGGUCGUCCUGCCCCCAACUAUGCUGUAA